Molecule: messenger RNA, 4112 nt
Organism: Trichomycterus rosablanca
Lineage: Eukaryota; Metazoa; Chordata; Actinopteri; Siluriformes; Trichomycteridae
Gene: esr2a
Product: estrogen receptor 2a
Exons: 10
Coding region: 414-2150 (578 amino acids)
Biological process (GO): cellular response to estradiol stimulus; estrogen receptor signaling pathway; regulation of transcription by RNA polymerase II
Cellular component (GO): nucleus; chromatin
Molecular function (GO): zinc ion binding; nuclear estrogen receptor activity; steroid binding
Source: RefSeq, a predicted model, not a curated record
CGAAUUUGGGAGAAGCCUGUUGGUGCCAGUUGCUGUUACUGGGAUCAGAGUCACAUGAUGGCUAACAUGAAUAACAUCCCGAUCUUUCUGCAGUCAGACCAAAAGCUCCAGCUGUAGAGUGAUGGGAUAACCCUGUACCAAGCCCAGAUGGUGCAGCGAAUGUAGCUCGUCAAUCCUCAAUUACACAUUCCAGUACAAUUCUCUGCUGGUGACACUAUGAUUGUACAUUCAAAUAACUGAACCGCUACAGUACUAAUUCUUUGAAACAAAACUCCCAAGCCAUAAACUGUUGUGCUGACCUUCUACAAUGACUGACCCUGCCCUCUGACCCAACAUACUUAACAAGUCAGGCUAUUUAAAAUAUUCUCCUUUUGGAGAAAACCAACACGAUUAACAUUUAAAGACAAUUGAAAAUGUCAGAGUCUCCAAAUAGAGACCCUCCUCUUGUGCAGCUUCAAGAAGUUGAUUCCAGCAGGGCAGGAGGCCGAGUCAUCUCAUCCAUCCUGACUUCUUCCUCCUCCCCAACCAUGCCCAUGGAGAGCCGUCCCAUCUGCAUUGCUUCACCCUAUACGGAUGUUGGUCAUGACUUCACCACACAUCCUUUCUACAGCCCUACACUACUGAGCUACAGUGGACCCCCUCUUGCCGAUUGCCCCUCUGUGGGUCAGUCACUCAGCCCUACGCUCUUCUGGCCCUCUCACAGUCACAUGGCAACUCUGGCAUUGCAUCGGCCGCAGGCGCACUGCCAGCAAAACCAGCUGAACAAUUGUACCUGGCAGGAGCUUGCACCUCGCAGUUACACAUCAGAGGACAGCAGCAAACCGAUGGGGAAGCGGUCAGUGGAGUGUGAGGAGAGUUUCAGCUCAGCAGAGAGUAAAUCAGAUAUGCACUUCUGUGCAGUGUGCAGUGAUUAUGCCUCUGGCUACCACUACGGUGUUUGGUCCUGUGAGGGAUGCAAAGCUUUCUUCAAACGAAGCAUCCAAGGCCAUAACGACUACAUCUGCCCUGCAACCAACCAGUGCACCAUCGAUAAGAACCGGCGCAAGAGCUGCCAGGCCUGCAGGCUUCGCAAGUGUUAUGAAGUGGGAAUGAUGAAAUGCGGCAUGCGCCGGGAACGUGGGAGCUACAGUCGUGGAGGUACACAGCAUAGAAGAAUGGCACGUUUUCCUGCCAGGGCAGUAACAAGCAGUCAAAGUCAGAUAGAGAGGAGAGGAUCUCCACCCAUCAGAGUGAAAGAAGCUUUUACAGCCACACUAAGCCCAGAGGAGUUGAUAGCUCGAAUCAUGGAGGCCGAGCCACCAGAAAUUUAUUUAAUGAAGGACAUAAAGAAGCCGUUUACAGAGGCCAACGUCAUGAUGUCCCUUACCAACCUAGCUGAUAAGGAGCUUGUCCACAUGAUCAGUUGGGCCAAAAAAAUCCCAGGUUUUGUAGAGCUUAGCCUUUUUGACCAGGUGCACCUGCUGGAGUGUUGCUGGUUAGAGGUGCUGAUGCUGGGCUUGAUGUGGAGAUCUGUUAAUCAUCCUGGAAAACUCAUUUUCUCACCUGAUCUCAUUCUCAGCAGGGACGAGGGCAGCUGCGUGCAAGGAUUUGUAGAGAUCUUUGACAUGUUGCUAGCGACAACAUCCCGAUUUCGAGAGCUGAAGUUACAGAGAGAGGAGUACGUCUGUCUCAAGGCCAUGAUCCUUCUGAAUUCUAACAUGUGUCUGAGUUCAGCUGAGGGAGAAGACGAGCCACACAGCAGAAUGAAGCUAAUGCAACUGCUGGACUCGGUGACGGACGCGCUGGUCUGGGCCAUCUCGAAAAUGGGUCUCAACUUUCAGCAGCGCUCUGCACGUCUGGCCCAUCUACUUAUGCUGCUUUCACAUAUACGCCAUCUCAGUAAUAAAGGUAUGGACCAUCUGCACUGCAUGAAAAUGAAGAAAAUGGUGCCACUGUAUGACCUGCUUUUGGAAAUGCUUGACGCCCACAUCAUGCACAGCUCCCGGCUGCCUAGCUCCAGCUCCAGAGAGACUGCUAUACCAAAGGAGAAUCAGAGGGUACAGGACCCCUACGGCUACUCUGAACAGCGGACGUCGUCAGACAGAGAGGGACAUAUGGCACUCAGCCAAAAUGUGCUCAAAAGUGACCUUAGCAUGGUGACGGCAGACUGAUCCAGUCCAGACAUCAUGAUGUUUUCUGAGAGCAGCUAUGCAACUCAAGAACAUCAUUCAGGACCUGAAGGCUCAAAGAACUGAACCAAAUCAAAACUGUAAAAACAUCCUACUUUUCCACUGUGAUUGUGCCUGGAUUACAGCUCCAUAAAAUCAUGACAUGACACAAGUCACUUUUGCACUGUAAGAUUUAUCAUUAGUCCAAAACAGGAUGUAUGAACGGCUGUAAACACCAUUUUGUGCCUGCACUAACUGUUGCAUUUGAGGCUGUUUUUAUAGACAGAUACCCAACAAUACAGCUUUAAAUUGAAUAAGAAGCCUGAUUAACAGAGUAACAUAGUCCAAGACACCUGUUGGCUUAAUCUACCAAACAUGCACUAAACAGCUGAUAGUUUUACAGUUUACUUUGUCUAAUUUUCAAGUUCACACUACACGACUUUCCAAGUCGUCAGGUCGCUGUACAGUUCACACUACACAACUGGAUCUCUUGUAAUCGGGAGUCUCUCAAGUCAGUGUGUAUUUCACACUACACGACUGAUCGGUGAUAGGGGGUUUCACACUACACGAUCUAUCACCAACUGGAAUCGCAGGCGAGCUUCUCUGGUCUCCCAAACUACGUUUUGUCAUGAAAACAAACAUGAGAAGUGACGAGGGGUUUAAUGAUACCACGUCCAAAAAUGCACGUCAACAAGUAGCGAGCGAUCAAAGUUUGUGCACUGAUGUGCAGCGUAAAAUCAAGUAGGAAAAAUAAAUGAGUGGAUUUGGCUACGCGAACAGCAUGGAUUGUUUGUUCUAUAGUGAGUUGAAGGUUAAUAAAUAUUUUUGCAAUGCAACGUUGGUGUUAUGUUUUGUAGAGAACGAUAAGGUCAGAAAUACUGUAAAGCUUGUGUGUGUACCGAUGUAUUCUGAUAUAAACUAUAUUAUGCCCUUGUCCCAUCUUUUUACGUCUCCCUUGCAUUUCCCCUUACACCGUAUCUUGCGUUCUCAUUGACUGUUCGACAUAGAACUCCUUGCCAGUUGGGCGACUCAGAUCCAGAUAUUUGACAUGCUAGAUAUCUCUCUUUGGUCGCAGAGCACUUGGUGAGUGCUUGGCAAGCCGCUCAGUUCGAGUUGUUGAGCAGUUCACACAUAGCGAUUGAGAGCCGAGUUUCAAUCGUCAAGCAAACACUGAGUUGCUCCCAAGCCAGCAAAUUUAGCGCCGACCAGUCGUCGAGCAAAAAUCAGGGCAAAAGUCAUGUAGUGUGAACUAGGCAUAAUCUAAACGGAGUGUACUGUUUCACGGUGGUGGAGAUAAAGCUCAUACAGCUCUGCUAGAAGCUAAAUUCCUGUUGGUAAUGGCCACAUUGCUUUGUACCUAAUUUGCAUGAAGUUAAACUAUUCUCAACUCCACCCACUUCAUGUCGUUAACAUUUGCUCCGCCUCUUUUCGCACUUGAUUCAAUUAAAAGUUAAUGACAGAUGGUUGCGUUGUUGUGUUGCUUCGCUGCCUCUCUGAACGUAGGGGAAUUACAUUUAUUCAAAUAUUUUUAUAUGUGUAAAGCAUACUACAUGAAUUUGGCAACAUUUGUUUUACAACCCCCAAAUCAGAAAAAUUUGGGACAGCAUGGAAGAAGCAAAUAAUAAAAAAAACACAAGAGUUUCUUACAUUUACUUUGACUGUACUGCUUUAAUGCUUUACUGUCCCAACUUUUGAAAUGCAGGAAUGAUGUCUAUUAAUAAAUUAAAUGAAGUUGAGCAGACAAAACUUGAAAUAUCUCAGGUUUAUCCUGUCUGCAGUCAAGUAAAAGUCAAAGUAAAUGUAAGGAACACUGCAUUUUUAUGUUAUUUGCAUUUUCCAUACUGUCCCAACUUUCUCUGAUUUGGGGUUGUAUGUCUAUAUUAUAUAUAUAGUCCUAUAUUGCAUAUGUUUUCCAUUUCUUGUUCAUAAUCUCCAUAUUUGUUCCACAUAUUAUGUUAUACCAGA